AUGACGAUUGGAGCAGCGGUAGGAAGCACUUUGAUGGGGUUGAUUGACCCUCUUCUUGCCAAGCUCGGCAGCCUGCUAGAAGGGGCGUAUCAUAAGCUUAGAUACCUGCAGCCGGGGAUCACCUCCUUGCGACAUGAGCUGGGCAGCAUUAAGGCUGCACUGGAGGAUCUAUCCCAUUUGGAGGAGUCAAGCUCGCUAGUGAAGGCGUGGAAGGGUCACCUGCAGGAGCUGUCCUACGACAUAGAAGACUGCAUCGACGACUUCGCGCAACGCCUGGGCGAGGACCAGGAUCACGUCCACGAUGGGCUCAUUGCCAGGAUCACUGGCUGGCUCAAGACGAUGCAGCUGUACCACCAGACGGCUGGGCAGAUUGCCGAGCUCAGAGAGCAUGCUGUAGAGGUUAAUGACCGACGUAAGAGGUUCAAGUUGGAUACUGCCACCCCUUGUUGUUCUAGCACCGGGGGAAUUGAUCCCAGGCUAUUGGCACUCUUCGAGGAAGAGGAUAGGCUCGUCGGCGUGGAAGGGCCCGAGGGCGAGCUCAUCAAGUGGCUCACCGAUGGCGUGAGGCAGCGGAGGGUCGUCUCCGUUGUUGGAUCCGGUGGCUUGGGCAAGACUGCGCUUGCAAACCUUGUAUACAAGAAAAUCAAGGGUGACUUUCAUUGCGCGGCUUUUGUAUCGGUUUCUCGGAAUCCUGACAUCAACAAGAUUCUCAGAGAUAUACUCCGGGGAGUGCUUGAAACGAGCAACCCGACAUCGGACGAUCAAAGGCAGCACAUGGAUCAGAUAGAGAAAAAUCUUGAUAGUGGACCACUAGAAACCUGUCAACUCAUAGAGAUGACUAAGAAGUAUCUCGAAAAACUCAGGUAUUUUAUUGUGAUCGAUGACAUAUGGUGCAAACAGGCAUGGGAAACUAUCCAAUUUGUGUUUCCCUUUAAUGAUUGCACAAGUCGAAUAUUGACGACUACACGCAUUAAUGAUGUAGCAACACAUUCUUGCUUUCCGCAAAGAGAGUUUGCAUACUCUAUUAAGCCCCUUAGCAGUCAUGCCUCCAGGAGAUUGUUUUUUAGCAGAGCAUUUUGUCUUGAGGAGGAAUGCUCUCAGGAGUUGCUAGAAAUUGUAGAUGAAAUCCUGAAGAAAUGUGAUGGCUUGCCAUUGGCUAUAAUCAAUAUAGCUAGCCUAUUAGCAACUAAAGUAGCUACUCGACAGGAAUGGAAGAAGGUUUUGGACUCUAUUGGCUCUACAUUCGAUGAAUACCACGAGCUAGAACUAAUUAAAAGGGUACUCCUUGUUAGCUACCGGGAUUUACAUCAUCAUUUGAAGACUUGUUUAUUGCACCUAAGUGUAUUCCCAGAAGAUCAUAUAAUUGGUAGGGACCGAUUGAUAUGGAGAUGGAUUGCCGAGGGAUUUAUUGUUGGGCAGCUUGGACAAAAUCGGGAGGAAGUAGGAGAAAGGUACUUUAAUGAACUCAUCAACAGGAAUAUGAUCGAGGUAGUGGAUAUGGACUACAGUGGUAGCGCUAUCAAUUGUCGUGUGCAUGAUAUCAUAUUGGAUCUUCUUGUAUCUCUUUCGACUGAAGAAAACUUUGUUACUAUACUCAAUGGUCAGAAGUUGAUAUCUUCGAAUAAGAAGGUUCGUCGCCUAUCCCUCCAAGGCAAUUGUGAAGAACAUAACGAGUGGUUGUGUAGCUGUACAAGUAAUUUUUCUCAUGUCAGAUCACUCGGUGUGUUUGGUGAUUGCAAGGAUCUUCCCCGGCUCAAAGGCCUAAAAACUUUGCGGGUACUAGAUAUAGAGGAUUGUUAUCAUCAAGAAGAUAAUGUGCAACAUACUGAGGACAUUGGGAGUCUACAUUUAUUGAGGUAUUUAUAUUUCACCAAGGUCCCAAGAGAAAUCGGGAAUUUAAAAUUGUUGCAGACACUAGAUGUGAGUUGUCUAUAUGUACAAGAACUGCCUGCAACCAUUGUGCAACUACAUCAGUUGGUUCGCCUGUUCGUGCGUGUAGGUGUCAGAUUGCCAAAGGGGAUUAGCAACAUGAGAUCUCUUGAGCAGUUGAUGUGGUUUUCUGUCUGUGAUAAUGAUGUGGGCGUCGUGCAGGAGCUAGGUGAUCUCAUUAAACUACGGGCACUCCAGAUACAUUGGGAUGAAUGUACAGGUGGCAACAUAGAAAGAUAUCAGAAUUCUGUGGUGUCAUCACUAUGUAAGCUAGCAAAGCAUAGGCUCCAAAAACUACGGGUCAUUGGUUCAUGGAAAAACAAUGUAGAUUUCUUGAUCAGUUCAUGUCUCUCUAAUGUCCAACAUUUUAGUAUGUUUAGACACGGGCCUCAUUUCCAUAGGAUUCCCAAGUGGAAUUCCUCGCUCUCCACCCUCAUUUACCUAGACAUCAAAGUGGAAGAGGUGCAACAGGAAGAUCUUAAGCUGCUCAAAGACUUGCCUGUCCUGGUAUACCUAGGCCUACAAGCAACGAAAUUAAAUCAAGAAGCACUGAGCAUAAACUGUAGUGGAUUCCGUUGCCUAGGGCUGUUUUAUUUUAUCCUACCGUAUGACCAACUUGAUUGUACAACCCUUGAAGACACAAAGGAUGGACUAGCUCUGAUAUUUGAAGAAAGAUCAAUGCCAAAACUAUGGUGGCUUAAGAUUGAAUGUGCUGCGCAUGAUAUGGUAUCUGAGCAAGGCAUUGAAUCUGAUUUUGGCGUUCACCACCUAAAAUCUCUCAAGCGUCUCGAGGUUGAGAUCAAUUGUACGGGUACCAGGGCCUGGAAGGUGGAUGCCGCAGAGUCUGCCAUUAGAAAUGCUGCAACCUCUCAUCCCACCCACCCCACGCUUUACAUCAACAUAUUUCGAGAACAUGAAAUGAUAAAUGAUUAG
This is a messenger RNA of Aegilops tauschii subsp. strangulata, 2862 nucleotides long. Its product is annotated as disease resistance protein RGA5-like. Gene Ontology annotation, molecular function: ADP binding. The record is from RefSeq and is a predicted model, not a curated record. NCBI's taxonomy places the organism in Eukaryota, Viridiplantae, Streptophyta, Magnoliopsida, Poales, Poaceae. Gene Ontology annotation, biological process: defense response to other organism.